ACCAUAAUGCAUCUACAGUGUAUAUCCCAAAAGCAAAAAGCUGAAAAAGAUCAAGUGCAUGUAAGGAUCUGUUCACAUAUAGAGACAGUAUGCUGUCAUAGUAUUGUAUCUUAUAUGUGAUAAAGUACUUAAGUGUCAACACUUAUUAGUUGUGAAGUGGGGGUCACUUGACUAUGACCUUUCUCUCACUGCCACAUAUUUUGCAAGUAUACAGAGACUCUUGAGUGUUGCACAUUUAUUGUGGUAAUGUCAUGAUUUUUUUGGACAUACUGUAUACCAUGGUACAUAAAUAUGGUUACUGUUAGAUAUCAAAGUAUGGUAUUACCAUCUGAUACCACCAUAGUACUUCUUAAGGGGAAUGACAGGCUAGAAGUGGACUUUUACAAUAGCAGGCAAUGUACAAACUUAUAGUACAGUUGACAUUUGCUCUUUUUAAUAAUGCUGCUUGCACUGCUUAAAACAGAAAUUCACUGAAAAUAGAUAAGUCUUUUAUUGAUAAGUGUUUGACAGUGGAAAUGGGCGUGGCCGAAAGGUAGAAAAGUCUUGCACAAUCUCACGAGAUAAUUUGAGAUUCACCGAUUAUUGUUUACUUUGCCAAUUUUUUUUAGAACCGAACCUAAUCGAUUGUGAUUUCGUGGAUCUGAUUGGAAUAAGGAUCCAUUUCGUCUACAUCAAUCGAGCUCUCUAUAUGUUUAGGCGAAACGGAAUUUAAAGAGCUGAUUUAUCAUUCCAGGACUCGAUCCCGGUUCGGUGCUGACCCGGAGCAGCGAAGACAAACGAGAAACAAAAUAUCUCGGAACAGCGUUAAGAUACAUGAGUUUCGAAUCGAUUUGAAUCAUUUUGGAGGUGGAAUCGUUUGUUGUGAGUAUCCUGCGUGGUGCCACAUGCCUUAAAUCUGGUAGAAUAUAGGUAUUGUAGAAGGCCAGCGGAGAAAGGCGGGUUCGGGAGAUCAAGCCCCACGUUAAGGCCUAUGAGGUCUCGCGUACUCGGCCCACAAUAGGACGUAGAACUGGCGUCCCCUAACGACACAGCAGGCACCGAGCGCAGGCGAGGGUCGGGGAUUCGGCUGAGGCCUAGCGCAGAGAUGUCAGGCUGAGACGGAAGGGCGAGACGGGAGACCACAGGAGGUGAACGGUCGAGGAAAAGAGAUCAAAUAAAACGUCAGGAGGAAGAAAAGACACCGAUAGCACAGGUACAAAUGCAGAUGUGGAGUUAAGGAGGUUAAGAGAGGAAAUUGCAGGGUUGUGAAGGAACAUCAGACAAUGGAAGCAAAACCCAGGGCCAUGAUGGAGGAAUUGCACAGCUUGGAUCCUCGCAGGCAGGAGCUGCUGGAGGCCCGUUUCACAGGAGUCGGAGUUGCCAAGGGUUCUGGACAGAACGAGUCAUCUAACCAGAGCCUGUGCAGCGUGGGCUCUCUCAGUGACAAAGAGCUAGAGACCCCGGAGAAGAAAUCCAAUGACCAGAGAACACGUAAAAGGAAAGGAGACCCUUUUGACAACCAGGGCAAAGGAGGAGGGAGGGGGCACAAAAUUAGUGAUUAUUUCGAGUUUGCAGGGGGUAGUGUUACUGGCACUAGUCCAGCACGUGGCAUUCCUCCAGUGGUGCGUUCCUCUCCUCAGCACUCUCUCUCCAACCCUCCUGCUGCCGUGCAGCAAGGAAGCCCCUCCUCCAUUAACUCAGCAAACACAGACCUCUCCCACUCCUCCUGUUCCCACAAGCCAGUCUCUACACCGGCUCAGCACCGAGCCACACAGUCUGAGUUGACAAUGGAGAAGUUAGCAGCACUGGAGAGCAGCAAAAGUUCAGAUCUGGAGAAGAAAGAGGGACGAAUUGAUGAUCUGCUCAGGGUGAACUGUGACCUGCGCAGACAGAUCGAUGAGCAGCAGAAGAUGCUGGAACGAUGUAAAGAACGUCUCAACAAAUGUGUGACCAUGAGCAAGAAACUGCUUAUCGAAAAGUCCAAGCAGGAGAAAAUUGCAUGCAGGGAAAAGAGCAUGCAGGACCGGCUGCGUCUGGGCCAUUUCACCACUGUGCGACACGGAGCAUCGUUUACUGAGCAGUGGACAGACGGCUACGCCUUUCAGAACCUAGUCAAACAACAGGAGAGAGUGAAUGGUCAGAGAGAGGACAUUGAGAGGCAGAGGAAACUGCUGUUGAAGAAGAAACCGCCCAACGCCAGUCAGACUCCUCCCCCUAACAUAGAACCCAACAAACGCAAGAGCAAGAGCAACGGCGCAGAGAAUGAGAUGUUAUCAUUAGCAGAAUACCACGAACAAGAAGAAAUCUUCAAACUGAGACUCGGACACCUAAAGAAGGAGGAAGCUGAGAUUCAGGUGGAGUUGGAACGGUUGGAGCGUGUGCGUAAUCUUCACAUCCGAGAGCUCAAGAGAAUUCACAAUGAAGAUAACUCCCAGUUUAAAGAUCAUCCCACGCUAAACGAUCGUUACCUACUCUUGCAUCUGCUGGGUAGAGGAGGCUUCAGUGAGGUCUACAAGGCCUUUGAUUUGACUGAGCAGAGGUAUGUGGCUGUGAAAAUUCAUCAGCUCAAUAAGAACUGGAGAGAUGAGAAGAAAGAAAACUAUCACAAGCACGCAUGUCGAGAAUAUAGGAUACAUAAGGAGCUGGACCAUCCCAGAAUAGUCAAACUUUAUGACUACUUCUCCCUGGAUACCGACUCAUUCUGCACUGUUCUUGAGUACUGUGAGGGGAACGAUCUGGAUUUCUACCUAAAGCAACACAAGCUGAUGUCAGAGAAAGAGGCCCGAUCUAUCAUUAUGCAGGUUGUCAACGCUCUCAAGUACCUAAAUGAGAUCCGCCCACCGAUCAUCCAUUAUGACCUCAAACCCGGUAAUAUCCUGCUGGUGAAUGGCACCGCAUGCGGAGAGAUAAAAAUCACAGACUUCGGACUGUCCAAGAUCAUGGACGACGACAACUACGGGGUGGACGGCAUGGAGCUGACGUCACAGGGGGCAGGGACAUACUGGUAUCUUCCCCCAGAAUGUUUUGUGGUUGGAAAAGAGCCACCCAAGAUCUCCAACAAAGUGGACGUUUGGUCUGUUGGAGUCAUCUUCUACCAGUGCCUCUAUGGGAAGAAGCCGUUUGGUCAUAAUCAGUCCCAGCAGGACAUUCUCCAGGAGAACACCAUUCUCAAAGCCACAGAGGUGCAGUUUCCACCCAAACCAGGAGUCUCGCCUGAGGCUAAGGCCUUCAUUCGCAGAUGUCUGGUGUACCGUAAGGAGGACCGUAUCGACGUUCACCAGCUGGCCAGUGAUCCCUACCUCCUCCCACACAUACGCAAGUCAGUGGCCGCCACUGGUAACAACAGCAUGGCCAUCGCCUCCACCUCCAGCUCCUCCAACAGCAGCGCCUCAAAUUGAGAACCCCGCCUAUCCUCGCUUGUUUUGAUUGGAGCAGGGGGAGUAGGGCAUUUGCCCCGCCCUUCUGCAGUGCACUGGAAGGGGAAUCCAACCCCUACCUGCCAGGAGGAAGGGAGCAGGAGGAAGGGGACAGAGAGGGAUGAAGACAAGACGCAUCCCCCUCCACCCUUCUUCCCCUCCCAGGCAUCUGGAGGCUUCUUUUUAAUGAUUUUUUUUUUUUUUUUUGAAUGGAUGGAUGGGGAGUGAACGCACCCCCUAGAGUGGGUCAGAGGAAGCAAAGUUUAAUAUAAGAGGGUGUAUUACCUGUGCGAGUGUAAUGGCCAGAACUGCAACUGCUCGGACAGGUGGAACAGACUGGUAUAUGCCCUGAACCCCACAACACCAAUACAUGCAUUCACACAUAUAGAGACACAUUUAUAACGAGGUCAGCUUAUUUUAUUUGUUAAAGGCAGCCCCUAGAUGUUUUCGUUUGCUAGGACAAGCCCGCUCAGAUGCAUUCAAGUGUACGAUAUUCCUAAAGAAUCUGGAGACGCCCUGCUGACAACGAAUUCCAUCCCUGCCUCUUUCUCCCUUUUCCUUCUGCCUCCGGAAUGGAUCCAUGAACUUUUGGAAGCAAUACCGUCAGUGGGUGCAUUUCAACAAUACUUAACUCCAGUUUUAAUCUUUAUCAAAUCGAAACGUCUUUCUGAAAUGUUUUCAGAUUAAAUUAUAAAUGCUGAGGCCGUAUCAGCAUUGCUGGACCUCUAGGUUAGCUAAUCUUAUGUGCUGGGAAUCGAAUAUUUGUACUGUAUGACAAAUGUAAAGGACAGGUUGUCUGUUUCUGGAGACAUUUGUCUUUGUGUCCUGUUCGUUCUCACCCCUCUUAUUCUUAUGACCAAAGCUGAGCUCCUGCCAGAAGGUGGUGCUGUUUGACUUGAGUGUUUUUUCUUUCUUUUCUUUUGUUGCUUUAUGCUGUUAUGAAAGCGCAUUUUAAGGAAGUGUAUCAUUUUAGAUUGUUUUAGCGACACUAACCAGUGGCCUCAAGUGUUGGAGAGAAUCUAACGUUCAAAAAUGUUAAGUUAGAUUGGUUGUUCUUUAAUUGAUUUAAAAGUGUUUUGCCUCGCAUAGAAACACAAAGACUCCAAUGCAUUCAAAAAUAUACACACUCAUAUGUUUAGGUCUGGUGAAAUGGCUAAUUGCCUGAUCCUGUUUAACUUUUUGUGGGAAAGAACUGGCUAGAGGGGCAAAGCUAGUCCAGGGGUACAGGGCAGAACUGGGCGUGAGCAUUAAAUACUGUUGGUUAUAAA
Molecule: messenger RNA, 4663 nt
Organism: Myxocyprinus asiaticus (Chinese sucker)
Lineage: Eukaryota; Metazoa; Chordata; Actinopteri; Cypriniformes; Catostomidae
Product: serine/threonine-protein kinase tousled-like 2
Exons: 21
Coding region: 1263-3377 (704 amino acids)
Biological process (GO): intracellular signal transduction; chromosome segregation; peptidyl-serine phosphorylation
Cellular component (GO): nucleus
Molecular function (GO): ATP binding; protein serine/threonine kinase activity
Source: RefSeq, a predicted model, not a curated record